Messenger RNA from Biomphalaria glabrata, 2165 nucleotides. RefSeq lists its product as uncharacterized. The record is from RefSeq and is a predicted model, not a curated record. Bases 516 to 2006 code for a protein of 496 amino acids. Lineage: Eukaryota; Metazoa; Mollusca; Gastropoda; Planorbidae. The transcript has 13 exons.
AUGAUUCAAGUCUCAGGAAGAAGAUUACUAAGAAUUUUAGUUGCCUUUGCUUAUACCAUUAUUCUAGUUUUAGACACAGUAAAUUGAGAUGAUCCAAUACACUUGAUUAUAUGGUAAUAAUUGUUAAUGUGAUAUGGAUUUUUUUUUUAGGGAUGUAUUAACGGCAAUUUUUUUCAAUAUUGCAACAUUGAUUCAGUUUGGCUAGGGCAAGGACAGUUUGGUUCGAUUCGUACCGACCAGUUUUAUAAUUCGGGUUCAGUACUGUUGCAAAAGCUAGGAGACUAAAAAAAAAAAAUACCACGGAAGAAAUACUAAUGUAGAACUAUAUCCUACACUUAUUAGUCGACCAGGUCUGAAGUUGAAGUAAACUUAGAGAAACUUAGAGAACGGAACAAAAGGAGUUUUAUCAUAUGUCGCCAGAAAACAAAGAGUAUACUAUUGGUUCUGUCAAAACUCUAAAAUAGAUACAAGAAUCGACUGUAGCACUGUCUGACAACCAUCAAUGUACCGAAGCAAUGGAUUGUUUGGUUCCAAUGAAAUCAUUUCCAUUAUUUGACAAUGCUGCCUACUUCCGUUUUGAUGAGCUGCAAAAGGUUUGCAUGUUGAAAACAUCCACUGAAAGCUGUACUGACAGAUCCCUUAAGAAGCCUUGCAACGAUGCUAAGUCAAUGAAUGAAAUAAAAGAACUGUUGGCAGACAUGAAUGUUGUUUGUUCCGACGACUUCAAGAAUGUCAUUCGCAGUGGCUCCAGCAAUGCCUGUUACUACGACCAGUCGUUGAUAAACAGAACAGUUUCUGAUUACAAAUCGUGCAGGACAACUUUAACCACUGGUCUCAACAAGCCUGGAGUUGACAUCUGUAGUAUAUACAAUGAUUACUCUAGUUGCACAGCCUCUGUCAUAUAUAACAGCUGUGGUGCAAAGCUAGGCACCUUGGAAAAGUCCAGAGUAGAAACGAAAAUGUCCACUUUUGUGCAAGGGAUUCCUGGUUGUGUUCUGAAUGCCAAAAUACAAGAAUAUAAGUUUCCAGGACUAAUGGAAAAGGACAACAGGCGCUGCCAUGAGAUGUUGGGCUGUGUUGAUAUCGUCAAGCGGUUUCCACUUUUCAAUAGUGCCGCUUAUGUCCGAACUGGAGACAUUGACACGAUUUGUGCUGUUAAAAAGGAUAUCGCUCAGUGUGUCUUUGAAACUUUUGUCUACCCCUGUAAUAAUAACCAACUUCUCCUGGAAGCAGCAUCCUACAUGGGAGACCUGUACAAGCUUUGUUCACCAGACUUUAAACAAGUUCUUCAGAAACAUUCUAGAAAUCCGUGCUACUUCGAUCAUAUAUUGAUCAGCAAAACUGUGUCUGAAUACGACAUCUGCAAGACUAAUUAUGACAUUGCUUUGAAUAAGCCUGCCCAGAAAAUUUGCAAUGUUACGAACGAUUAUGCUAGCUGCAGCGCAACUGUCAUAUACAUCAACUGUGGCUCCGAGUUGGGGAGUUUGGAGAAGUCAAGAAUGCAGGAAAAAUUACAACAUUUGGUGUCUUUAACCCCGGAUUGUAUCAUAAAUGCUACAAUUAUGAGCACUCUGCCCAAAGCUGCAACGCAAACUGAAUCUCCAAGAAAAGAAGACUCUUCCAACGGAAGUAUGUUUGGUUGCACCUGUAGGGGCACAUCAUGCCGAUGCUGUUGCAGCUUUCUCGUUCCUUACUUAAACAAUAUGUAUCCAGCUUGCAUUGAUAUUAACUUUCUUUACAAAGAGCUUGCCUUGGAGAUUACAAUUAGUGUGAAUGGUGAAAAUCUGUACAAUAAGAGAUUUGAUGCUGAUUCCAUUCUUGCUGACUUUCUCUGUGUGAACAUACCAUACACGAAAUCCCUUGCAGAAUUAUGCCUAAAAUUCAGAAACUUAAAUUACAGCCUUACUGAGGUUGAUGGAUGUAUUGACGCUGAAGUAAACGCACUAUUUUACACUGUAACAAGUUUUAAGAUCGGUUGUUUCAAUCUGAAGCCAAAUAUUGGUUAAUGAUAGCUUAGUGAGCAAAGCUAUUUUAUUGAAUUAGUGCUUCGUGGGGAAAAACAUCUGACAUUUACAAAUUUUUACAAGAAAAUUACUCUUUUUUUUCUACACUUUUUUUUUAACCAAGCAAUUUUGUAAUAAUAAUAAUUAAUUCUAUUAAAGAGA